This is a messenger RNA of Cylicocyclus nassatus, 519 nucleotides long. The record is from the annotation of a GenBank genome assembly. NCBI's taxonomy places the organism in Eukaryota, Metazoa, Nematoda, Chromadorea, Rhabditida, Strongylidae.
AUGGCUGAUAUAUUCAAUCAAAUUUUCAACUGCAUCAAGGGCGACUACAGCAACUACACGAAAGACACAGUUCGCAAGGCCAGCGAAUUCUUAGGAAUAGCAGAAAAUCAACCAAUCAACAUUCCUCGAAUGAGGAUAGCGAUGGCAAAACUGCAUCGUUUGAAGGAGCACGGGCAAGAGGAUGUUGUCCGCCUUAUUCGCGUCAUUGCCAUUAUAAUGGGAUAUCAGGUUGACAUACCACAUCCACCAGAACCACCAGCACGAAACGAACACGUAGGUGGAUGGUUUGGCCGUGAUAUCUGUGAAAUAGAUAAUGAAAAUUUGACACAAUUUGUUGGACAAGAUGGGAGAACCGUUGACCUCAAAGAAAUCCACAAUAGCUUGAGACGAACAAAACCAAAGACUCCAGAAGAAUUUUUCGCAAACUUUAUGACAAUGCUUCUUGUGCAGAAUCAAAUUUCGAAGAAUAGCCAAAGAGAUACAAGCAAGAAGAGAUGGGGAUCACAAAGACUUCUUUAG